Messenger RNA from Bradysia coprophila, 1707 nucleotides. It is a transcript of the gene CysRS-m, whose product is annotated as cysteine--tRNA ligase-like protein, mitochondrial. Gene Ontology annotation, biological process: cysteinyl-tRNA aminoacylation. The record is from RefSeq and is a predicted model, not a curated record. Gene Ontology annotation, cellular component: cytoplasm. NCBI's taxonomy places the organism in Eukaryota, Metazoa, Arthropoda, Insecta, Diptera, Sciaridae. Gene Ontology annotation, molecular function: cysteine-tRNA ligase activity; ATP binding.
GCAGCGAAAUGUCAUAAGAAUAAUGUCAAAACAAAUCGCCCGGUCUUAGAUAAUAUUUGGUGUUGCAUCUCGAACCAGAACGGGCACAAAAUAGAAGUAAACAAUGAAAUUGUUGUCGUUUUCCAUAAAUUCGAUUGGGUGUCGCACAUAUUCAACAUUGAAAAGUUUCCACUCAAAGCACUGGAUUCAGCCGUCAGCUGGCUACGACACAAACAUCAAAAUAUUCAAUCCAAUUACGAGAACUGAAGUGCCAUUGAUACUCAAGCGAAAGGACACUGCCAGCUGGUACAUGUGCGGUCCAACGGUAUACGACAGCACUCACAUCGGCCACGGAAGCUGUUUCGUAAAGCAGGACAUCAUUCAGCGCAUAUUACAGAAACAUUUUCAAAUCAAUGUCAUUACAGCCAUGAACAUCACCGACGUUGACGAUAAAAUAAUCGCCCGCAGUAAGCAAACGAAUGAGGAUUGGAUGUCAUUGACGAAGCGCUACGAAGAUGAAUUCUGGAUGGACAUGAAGCGAUUGGGCGUCGAGACGCCAAACGUUUCACUACGUGUGACCGAUCAUAUGCCGGAAAUCAUUCGAUUCACUCAAACGUUGCUGGACAAACAAAUUGCUUACCGACACACCGAUGGUUCCGUGUACUUUGAUGUGUGCAAAUGUCCGACGUAUGGCAAAUUUCAAUCUCUCAACGAGCAGUCGAAACACGAGUUCAAGCGAUCGCAAUUCGAUUUUGCCGUUUGGAAGGCUGCUAAACCGAAUGAACCGUCGUGGAAUGCACCCUGGGGCAAUGGCAGACCUGGUUGGCAUGUCGAGUGUUCAGUACUAGCCAGUUUGAUAUUCGGUGAAAAUCUGGACUUUCACAGCGGCGGAAUAGAUCUCCGAUUUCCGCAUCACGAGAACGAAGAGGCUCAAUGUUGCAGUCACCACGGUAUCGGUCAAUGGGUGAAUUACUGGAUACAUACCGGACAGUUGCAUUUGGUCGGCGAAUCGGUGAAGAUGUCCAAGUCGCUGAACAAUGCCAUCACAAUUUCGGACUUUCUGACCAAACACACGGCCAAUGAAUUUCGAAUGUUGUGUCUGCUCAGCCAUUACAGGAAUCAAAUGGACUACAGUGAAUCGCAUAUGGACGCUGCGAAAAUGACCUGCAAAAGAAUCACCGAAUUUCGCAGUGACAUUGAUGCAUGUGUGAAGGGACAAAAGACGUUUUCGGAUGAUGGCAACGAACUGCACGAACAAAUGUCUGAAGCGUCGAUUCGCAUCGACGGUUUUCUGAGAGACGAUUUCACCACCAGUCGUUGCAUUGACCAGCUUAUGUUAUUGAUAAAGACGAUUAACAAGUCUAUGCAUCGGCACGAUACUACAGCCAACACUCAACCGAGUGUAUCGUCAAAUAUUGCCGAUCUGCUGGCUGUGAGAAAUUUCGUUGAUUCGAAACUGGAAAUUUUCGGUUUGAAUUUCAACGAUUCGGUCGCAGUGAGUGAUAAUAGUACAGUAAGCACUGAGCGCAUUGUAGAUGGUGUCGUGGAUGUAAGGAAUAGAAUUCGGAAUCGUGCUCUCGAAUCUAAGGACAAACAAUUGUUAAAGGAUUGUGACGAUAUUAGAGAAUGUUUCAAGUUGAACGGAAUUGCGCUGAAGGAUCACGGCAAAUUGUCGUCGUGGCAUUUUAUGAUGAGCAAAUAAAUUUUUUUGAUUUUUACGUUAGAGAA